Messenger RNA from Diprion similis, 4180 nucleotides. Its product is annotated as ATP-binding cassette sub-family C member 4-like. Gene Ontology annotation, cellular component: membrane. The record is from RefSeq and is a predicted model, not a curated record. Bases 1 to 4152 code for a protein of 1383 amino acids. NCBI's taxonomy places the organism in Eukaryota, Metazoa, Arthropoda, Insecta, Hymenoptera, Diprionidae. The transcript is spliced from 17 exons. Gene Ontology annotation, biological process: transmembrane transport. Gene Ontology annotation, molecular function: ABC-type transporter activity; ATP hydrolysis activity; ATP binding.
AUGGACAACAAGAAAAAACGCAGUUUAAAAAGUCCGGAGGAAACGGCGAGUUUCUUGAGCGCGUUAUGUUUCGGUUGGACGUUACCGAUCUUCAUAAAAGGAGCGAAGCGUGAUUUGCAGAUCACAGAUUUGUAUGAUCCCUUGAAAUCCAACGAGUCCAAGGAACUCGGUGAUCGUCUUGAACGAGAGUGGAAGAAGGAGUUGGCGAAAGCAAAGGAAAUUCCGAUGCUUCCAGGAGGCAGCACGAAAAAGAAGCCGAAGAGACAGCCAAAUCUGGCUUGGGCUCUGAUUCGAGUCUUUUGGGUUCCUUUUACGGUGCAAGGACUGCUUCUCGUCGUGCAGAUGGUGGUGCUACGGCCUAUACAUCCCGUGGUCCAGAGCUGGGUAAUCAACUACUUCAAUUCAGGCGAAAACCCUACGACCCGAAAUCAGGUUCUCCUCUACGCAACCUUCCUGAUCCUUAUCAUCCUCGCCAAUGUUAUCCUUUUUCAGCACGUCCGAUUGCGAAGCCUGGAAGUCGGAAUGCGCAUGAGGGUCGCGUGCUGUUCUUUAAUAUACCGGAAGCUCCUCCGGCUUAAUCUGGCCUCAAUUAAUAAUAUAGCGGCAGGUCGAGUGGCCAAUUUAAUCAGUAACGACGUGGCGAGGUUCGACUUAGUUAUGAGGUUCAUCCACUUCAUUUGGAUCAUGCCGUUGCAAUUAUUAGUGGUGGGAUACGUAAUGUGGCAAUACAUCGGCGUGGUUGCGGUGGUGGGAAUAGCGGCGAUUAUGAUCCAGACAAUGCCUCUUCAAGUCUACGUUGGCCACCUCACGGCGAAAUUCCGUUCCAAAAUCGCGGCGAAGACGGACGAACGGGUGCAGCUAAUGAGCGAUCUGAUUUCUGGGAUAGAGGUUGUGAAAAUGUACGCGUGGGAAAAACCGUUCGAACAGGAAGUGUCGAAGAUACGUAAACUGGAGGUAAAACUGAUCUCCGUUACCUUGUACUUGUCGGGUAUACUCACGAGUAUCUUGGGGUUCGCGAAGAAAGUCUCUCUGUUCUUGACUCUGAUGACCUUUGUUCUGAUGGGAAACGAACUUACUGCCGAAAUCACAUUUGCACUUACUACAUUUUUUGACGUUCUUGGGCUGAUGUGUGCUCUGGGUGUUCCCACGGCAGUCGUCAGAGCUUCUGAAACAAAGGUGUCUUUAAGGAGGAUCACGGAAUUUUUACUACUGGAAGAAGUCCAACGUGGACAAGAUAUUGAAUCUAUAACUACGCAUGAGAACCGUAAUGGACUAGAUGAAAAUAACAGUGAAAUUAAGACUAUCGGUAAAACGUCGAGUAAAUGCAGUGUUGAGUUUGAAUUAAUUCGGGUUUCCGCAAACUGGGUUUACGAACAGCUGCCUCCUACCUUGUUCGAGCUUUCGACGAAGGUCAAGAGUCAAACACUUUCCGUGCUUGUGGGGCCUGUCGGCUCCGGAAAGUCGUCGUUGCUUCAACUCCUCUUGGGCGAAUUAUCGGUCGGUGCUGGAAAAAUGUCAUUUUUUACCACCGAAAACAACAAGAAGACUGAAAUUAGCCAUAAGGAUAUUCGCAUAUCAUACACUAGCCAAGACCCUUGGAUCUUUGCUGCAUCAAUACGCGACAACAUACUAUUUGGGCAAUCCUACGAUAAAGAUCGAUAUCGAGAGGUGACUAGAGUCUGCGCGUUAGUCGAAGACUUCGAGCAGCUGCCUCAAGGCGAUUUGACUUAUGCAGGAGAAAGAGGAGCGUCUCUGUCCGGAGGCCAGAAGGCUCGGGUUAACCUGGCAAGAGCUCUUUACAGAGAUGCCGAUUUGUACUUACUCGACGAUCCUCUCAGCGCUGUGGAUUCAAAAGUCGGAAAUCACUUGUUCAAGGAGUGCAUCCAGGGCUUCUUGAGGGGUAAAACCCGAAUCCUCGUCACCCAUCAGCUUCAAUUUCUUCGAGAAGCUGACAGUGUCAUUGUUAUAAAUCGAGGGUCUGUCGAGUACCAGGGUACUUAUGAAAACCUGGUUCUCUCUGGACUGAACCUAUUGGAUACUGAGAAGUCAGAGGAAUUUAAUACGACCAAAGCAGAAGAGGUAAACUCAGAAAAUUCUGCAGUUGUGGAAGGCAACGACGAAUCAAGCGAACUCUCUGGAAGUGACGAGACUUCUUCAUUAGACGUGAAACAGGAGGAGAUAGCAACUGGAAAAAUGUCAAACCAAGUGUACAAGAGCUACUUUUCGGCGGCUGGUAACGUGUGUACAAUUAUCAUAGCCAUUGCAGCUUUUAUUAUCGCGCAAGCAUUAGGUAGUGGAAGUGAUUACUGGAUAACAUAUUGGACGAACCAAAAUGCUCAAAGAGCCACGCUCAAACUUGUAAACGAGUCCACUUCCAAUUCUACGAUCCAUCGGAGUUUAGCCAGAGACAGUCAUCAACAGAUAGACUCGAGCAUCGAUUUUCAAUGGCUGGACGAUCAUGGACUGCUGCGUUCAAGCGUGGCAAUUUACGUUUAUUGUGUACUCAUUGCAGCCUUUACUAUCAUUCUCACUCUUCGUACCAUGUUUCACUAUCGGUUAUGCAUGAACGCCAGUCGGAGCUUACACAACUGGAUGUUCGCUAAUCUGCUGCAAGCCACCAUGAGAUUCUUCCAAACUAACCCAUCCGGAAGGAUUUUAAACCGAUUUUCAAAGGACGUUGGAACCAUGGACGAGCAGCUGCCCAAAACGAUGCUUGAGGUACUCCAACUCUUCACCACCGCAUCGGGAAUAUUCGUAAUGGUGAGCAUUGUCAACCCAUUGACAAUUAUACCACUGGUUGUCACUAGUGGACUGUUUUAUGUAGUAAGAAUUUACUACCUUAGAACGGCUCAGGACAUUACGCGGCUCGAAGGUCUCGCCAAAAGUCCAGUCUUUUCGCACGUCAAAUCGACUAUGGACGGGCUGACAACGAUACGAAGUCGGGGAGGACAGAUUAAAAAGAUGUUACUGGACGAAUUUGACCAUCAUCAAGAUGGCCACACUGGCGCCUGGUACUUAUCGAUUGCAACGCAAGUUGCGUUUGGGUUUACCCUUGACCUAGUUUUGUGUGGUUUGACGACUUUCGUUUGCUUUUCGUUUAUUGUGAUGGACAGAGGUACUGUUCUUAGCGGCAAUGUUGGUCUAGCCAUUUCGCAGUGCUUUAACUUGGCCGGAUUGGUCCAGUUCGGGAUGCAACAGAGCACUCUGGUCAUCUCACAAAUGACAGCAGUGGAGAGGAUCCUUCAGUACACAAAUCUGCCAAAAGAGGGACCUUUAAAAACUGAAAAACCACCUCCGGACACUUGGCCUUCCGAUGGCAGUUUAGUCUUCAAUGAUGUCUCCAUGAGAUACGCCAGCAACAAGCCACCGGUGUUGAAGCACCUCAAUGUGAAAAUAAAUCCUGGCUGGAAAGUCGGAAUUGUUGGAAGAACCGGUGCUGGGAAGUCUUCGCUCAUAUCAGCGCUAUUCCGUUUGACUGGAGACGAACUAGAGGGUGAAAUAAUACUAGAUGAUAUAGACACGAAGUCGAUAGGGCUGCACGAGUUGCGUCCUUUCAUCUCGAUCAUUCCUCAGGAACCAAUUUUGUUCUCUGCAAGUCUUCGCUACAACUUGGACCCAUUUGACCAAUACUCGGAUGCCGAGCUGUGGGCCAGUCUCCGAGAAGUCGAACUUGAGAAUGCAGUUCGAUCCCUCGAUUUCCGCGUAGCUGGAGGUGGAGCAAACUUCAGCGUUGGACAGCGGCAAUUGAUAUGCUUGGCCAGAGCCAUACUGAAGAACAAUCGAUUGCUCGUUCUUGACGAAGCUACCGCAAACAUCGAUCGUAGAUCCGAUGCUUUGAUCCAAAAUACCAUCAAGCGGAGGUUUGCAGAUUACACGGUGCUUACAGUAGCUCAUCGACUGAACACCGUAAUGGACAGCGAUCGAAUCAUGGUUAUGAGAGAGGGUCGCAUAGCGGAGUUCGGUCAUCCUCAUUUACUGUUGCAAAAUCCGAACGGUCAUUUCUCAAGAUUGCUUCAACAAACGGGAAAAGAGAUGACGGAAAAACUUACAGGAAUUGCCGAGAGUGCCUAUCGAAUGAGCCCCGAAUUCAGAAAGGAUUCUACAGACCUCAUCAUUCGUAACAGUGAAAACAUAAUAACGAAACUGUUAUAGCUACAGUAACCUUUGGAUUUCAUGAUAA